AUGGCUCCACCGCAUAAUCAACCAACUCAGUUACGCUUAUCGUUGCCGUUGUCGUUUUCCGCCGAGCCUCGUCGUCGCCGCUGCUCCAAAGCACAAAUGUGCUUCUUCAAGAUUCUUAACAUAAUUUCCGUUUUCCCAACAGUCGAUGUAACGGAUAACAACUUUUCAAGCCAUCGUGAAGAGAUUUGUGAAAAUAAAGGGUUUGCUGUUGACCGUCCUCCGACGAAGAUUGAGCCUUUUGAGGCUCCAGCGACGGUAGACAAUGAAAAUUGCGUGUUCGAGAAGAAUGAUCGGAGCAAAAGCGAAUCCUUUGUUGCGGAGGAAUCAGAGUUGGCGGUUGAGGAGGAGAGAGCGACGGAGCACUCGGAGAUCUCGCAUGUAGGAGAUCAGAGCUCGGGAAUCGAUUACAAUGGAGCCUCUGAAGUAGUAGUAGCAGUAGUAAAAGAAGAAGAACAUAGAGAUGAAGGAUAUUUAGGUCUGUUAAUCGAAGCGGCGCAAUUGAUUCUCGGCGACGAGAAAAAACCGGCGGCAAGAAGCAAACGAGUGGAGGCAUCGGCGGCGGCAAGAGGAGGAGCGAAAAGGAAGCAGCAAUGUUGGACGGCGGCGACAGAAGCGGAAUGGUACGCGGAGUUCGAGGACACAUCGCCGGUUGUGAAAUCAAAGCGAGGGAGGAAUCAGGUGUUGCCGUAUAAGUACAGAGAUUCAGUGGUGGAGCCGUUGGUACGGUGGACGUCGUCGUCGACUCAUAGAUCAAUCUCAAAAGCAGCAGUCCCUUCGAAACGAAGGUCAAAAUAG
Molecule: messenger RNA, 795 nt
Organism: Lactuca virosa
Lineage: Eukaryota; Viridiplantae; Streptophyta; Magnoliopsida; Asterales; Asteraceae
Source: the annotation of a GenBank genome assembly